AUGGAAGGCUAUACCCAUGGCCCUGGGUACCGUGAAGUCGAAGAGCGACAAGGCUCCUCACGAUCAGUGACUGACCUCUUCCGUCUGGAUAAGCGCACGAUCAUCGUCACUGUUGCCGGAGGAGAUUGGGGCACAGCCAUAAUCGACGCGAUCCCCGAAAGCGGCGGCGAUGUUGUCGGACUCGAUCUCGAUAAUGUCCAUCUCGAUGUUGAAGCUGAACUGAAACAGGAAACCUGGGAGCAUAUCCAAGCUACCGCAGAGAAGUAUGCCCGAAAAGUCGCGUAUUACCCCUUGGAUGUGACAGAUGAAAAGACUGUGAAUGUAAUAUUCUCCAGUUUCAUCCCAACCCUCCGCUAUCCCGUACGAGGGCUGGUCUCUGUUGCUGGAAUGGGUUAUCUAGGGUCGGCUACUGUGUUCGAAGCGUCCAAUUUCGGCAGUGUAGCCAUCCACCAACUGGUCCGCUCUCUCGCCGCCGAAUGGGGAUCCCGUCUGGAGAUGCCGUUGAUCCGAGUACCGGGUGUGGAGUCAGCGUGGUCAGAAGAGAAAAUGCUGAACCAGUUGAGUACUCCGGAUAAGUAUCGGGCUCCAGUUAUUUUUAUGCUAGGUGACGGCAGCAGCUUUGUGACCGGCGCGGAUUUACGGGUUGACGGGGGACAUUGCGCGUGGUGA
Aspergillus glaucus CBS 516.65 is the source of this 669-nucleotide messenger RNA. RefSeq lists its product as uncharacterized. The coding region runs from base 1 to 669 and encodes 222 amino acids. NCBI's taxonomy places the organism in Eukaryota, Fungi, Ascomycota, Eurotiomycetes, Eurotiales, Aspergillaceae. The transcript is spliced from 5 exons. The record is from RefSeq and is a predicted model, not a curated record. Gene Ontology annotation, cellular component: intracellular anatomical structure. Gene Ontology annotation, molecular function: oxidoreductase activity, acting on NAD(P)H, oxygen as acceptor.